AUCCUUUUGUUAACGUUUUAAACUUCAAAUCAUUUCUCUCCUUUUAAAUAUGGCGAGACCCUGUGGGGACAAAGAUCAGCGUUUUCUUUUUCGAAACCCAAGUGAAUGCUUCAUUAGCUCGCUUCAUCCAGAUGAUCAAUGUCACUGGUUGACAUCUAUGAGCUGGUUCCUCUUCUCAAAGUAUUGAAUUGGUUCUUCAGCCAUCAGGUGUGUGUUUUAAUAUAUUUUAAAGUCAUAUAAAAACUAUUGUGUGUCCGUGUUUUACUGGUGCGUACCUGUAGGAUGGUCCCGGACAGACAUCUGUGGUUGGACACACAGGACCUGUCUCUGGUGAUUACAAUGAGUGUUGAAUAUAUGAAGACAGUGACGGCCAGAAGACACACUUCAUGUUAUUACAAUUAAAAGUACCAUCACUUCAUGUCACUUUAGUAUAUUUGUUUCUAUGUCUUUAUCAUCAUUGUCGUUGCUAAUAUUAUCACUGUAGUGUCGGAGGAUCAGUUGUCAUGUGGCUCACGUGGCAGCAGCCUGGAGAGGCUCCGUGUCCACGCCUCCCUGCACAUAUAUAUAUAUAUGAAGAAGCUUCUCGGUCCAUCAUUACGGGUUCCUCGUUCCCUCCAGGCUGACAAGGAUUUCACAAUGGCGACCUUCUCUCCCUGUCGUGGCUUCGCCCUUCUUCUUCUUCUUCUGUGCCCUCAAUUCCUGACCGCAUCAGCAGAUGACCUCGUCAUUGACACCGAGGGGGGGACAGUUCAAGGGAAGUUAAUUCCUUCGCUGGGUGAUAAUAUUAGAGCUUUUCUGGGAAUUCCUUAUGGGAAACCGCCUGUGGGGGAGCUGAGAUUCAACCCUCCACUGCCAGCAGAGAGUUGGGAAGGAGUGUGGGACGCCACCAAAUACUCAGAUUCCUGCCACCAGAUUCCGGACGAUGCCUUUCCAGGCUUCUUUGGUUCAGAGAUGUGGAAACCCAACACUCCUCUGAGUGAAGACUGUCUGCACCUCAACGUCUGGGCUCCACGUUUCGAGACGGAUGCCCCGUUGGCUCAUGUCCUCGUCUGGGUCUAUGGAGGCGCCUUCACCUCAGGAACAGCCUCUCUGCCCCUGUAUGAUGGCCGCUUCUUGAGUCAAACUGAAAAUGUUAUCAUCGUCUCAAUGAACUACAGAGUCGGAGUUUUUGGGUUCCUGACCACUCCUGCCGAUGGGCCUCCCGGCAACGAGGCCUGAUGGACCAGCUUGGCCCUCCAGUGGGUUGCCAACAACAUCGCUGCUUUUGGAGGGGAUCCUACAAAGGUGACUCUGUUUGGAGAGAGCGCUGGCUCAGCAUCCGUGGGCUUCCAACUCAUCUCUCCAGGGAGCCAGAGCUUCUUUACCAGGGCUGUGAUGCAAAGUGGCGUUCCUAGUGCACCCUGGGCCGUGCUCAGCCAGGAGGACACCUGGCGCAGGUAG
Messenger RNA from Pseudoliparis swirei, 1440 nucleotides. Its product is annotated as cholinesterase-like. Gene Ontology annotation, molecular function: acetylcholinesterase activity. Lineage: Eukaryota; Metazoa; Chordata; Actinopteri; Perciformes; Liparidae. The record is from RefSeq and is a predicted model, not a curated record. Gene Ontology annotation, cellular component: plasma membrane. Gene Ontology annotation, biological process: acetylcholine catabolic process; choline metabolic process.